Molecule: messenger RNA, 1539 nt
Organism: Phycomyces blakesleeanus NRRL 1555(-)
Lineage: Eukaryota; Fungi; Mucoromycota; Mucoromycetes; Mucorales; Phycomycetaceae
Exons: 11
Coding region: 1-1539 (512 amino acids)
Source: RefSeq, a predicted model, not a curated record
AUGAACAUUGAUCAUCAACGACAAAAAUAUGAACAAUGGAAGCAUCAAUCCGACAUUGCACAGGUUCAAAAGACCAUUAAAGACAAACAACAGAGGAUAAAUGUAUUAAGACAGCACAAAAAGUCAGCACUCGAGACAACAAAGCGUCAAAAUGCCUAUCAAAUCAUAUUGGACACCAAAAUACAAAAAACCCUUGCGCCGUCUGAUAUCACUCUUCAAGAUCCUCUAGAAAACAUUGGCCGUUUUAAAAAUUUACUGCGAUUGCUUGUGAAUAUCUUAAUAGAAAAUCAGAGUUCCAAAGGAUCACAGCAAAUUAAAGAAAUUCUCAAAACAAUCCAAAAAGAUAUGGAUCAAUUACGCUUACAGCCCUCAAUUGACUAUAUGAAGUGCCUGAAUCGUUUGGUGGAUCAAUGGAAUAACGAACUGCCAAAAUUUGAUCGGUUAGAAUCCACAAGUAAUAUUCCCGGUGAAGCUCAAGAGGAGUGGGAAAAAAACCUGCAGAAAUUUAGGUCUAGUCAUGUAGAGGCUGAUUUACGACUUCAGUUGUUGUACAAUCAGUAUCCUUUGUGGGAAGAAAAAGAAGAAAAUCUCACAAAGAGACUAGAGGAACGGGUACGAGAUCUUUAUCAUGCCCCAGAAAUCCGUACAGCUGUCAUUGAAAGUAUAUAUGCCAAAGCAGAGAGUCAUCAGGCGUUGGCAGAACAGAAAUCAAUGGAAGAUAGUGUAAAAUCUUUCCACAGACAAGCACUGGAAUUUGAAAAGAAUUACGGAGAUUUGGCAGAAUUGAAGAGAAAAACUGAACAAAUUGUUGACUCAAUUACUUUCCAAAAAGAAAGAGUAAGACAAUUGAUGGCAACCAAUCUUGUCUAUCGAGAUCAUAUACUUCAACAACACAAACAUAUGGAGGAGUAUCUUCACAAAGUUCGGAUACCAACCAUACAUACUAUCCAAAAAAUGGAGAAAAUGUUACGUGGAAAGGUAGAAAAGGAAGCUGCUUUGCUUUGUAAAAUGUCCUUGUUCGCCAGUCAUGAUGAAGAGAAAACAUUAAACUCAUUAAAAAAUACAGUUAAUCCUUUGUACACAAUGUCAUCUUUCCAACUUCUCGCUACACUGGCCAAUAUGUCCCUUCAAUCUAAAAUACUUGAAAGUAAUCCGAUUCAAUCCACGGUUAAUGAAACUACAGAAUUAUCCAGUCAAUUAAGAACAAGAGCUCAAAAAUGGCGUCAGAGCUUGAUAGACAAUAAAAUCUUGCUACCUGAGACCAUAGUAAAUGAAACCCAAGAGCCUAUUGAUACAAUGUUGUAUGCUGCUGAAACAUUUAGAGUACACAUACAAGAGCAGGAAGAUGCAUUUGUACUACAUGAAAAGAACAGUCUAAACUAUAAGAAAAAUAUGCUGGAUAGUACAGCUAAUACAUUAAAUUCUAUUCGACAUGUUAUUGAUGAAAGGCAAUGGUUAUUAGAUGGCCAAUGGGAAGAUUGUAAGCUAAAAUGUAAGACUUUUAAGGAAUGGACAUCAGACAUUGAAAAUAUACCAUAA